GGAGAAAUGUUUUUUAUGUCUUAGCCUGUGAGGGAGUCCAACAUUCACACCAUGUCAGUGCGGUUUGGUGAAGACAACAGUCCAGCCCGUGCUGUUUAGGGACUUUUUUUUUUUUUUUUUUUUUUUUUUUACACCGUACAUGCAUUUAUUCAACUGGACGCCUGAGUAAGACUUAUGACAUUUGACACAGUCCGGGAGCGAGGCUGCAAAUGGGCGGCAUAGGUGGCAACCUUUACCUCAGCAUGUUGAAUGGGACUGAAACGCAAACUUUCGGAAAGAACGCCGACAUCAGCAGUCACCUCCACCGCGGCGGGAAGGAUCUAGCAGAGUUUAAGAUGGGGAUCCAGGACGCCAGGUUUUACUACCCGGACUCUGUCCAGAGCGGCCAGGACGCGCUGUCUCUGCCCGGCUACCACUCGGAGCAGGCGGUGGGCGCGUACGCAGCGCAGCCCGGCAGGUUUUACGCGCAGCCGCUCGGCGGCUGCCCCUACGGCGCCGUGCGCUCCCCGCCGAGGAGCGCGGCCAGCCAGGGCUUCAUCCCGGCGGCGGGGGACGGCUUUCCCGCGGGAGCCAAAGACGCGUACGCUGUGCCCUCUCCGGAGAACUACCCCAGCGGCUUCCAGCACGGCUACCAGCGGUCGCCCCUCUACCCUUUACCUGGGCUACAGGUGUGCGGCAAGACGCAGGCGCUGCUCAAUAACUACCCGCUCUGGGCCAAGUUCCACAAAUUCCAGACCGAGAUGAUCAUCACCAAGCAGGGAAGGAGGAUGUUCCCCUUUCUGAGCUUCAAUAUCAGUGUUCUGGAUCCAUCCGCCCACUAUAACGUCUACGUGGACGUUGUUCUGGCGGAUCAGCACCACUGGAGGUACCAGGGCGGCAAGUGGGUCCAGUGUGGGAAAGCAGAGGGCAACAUGCCAGGAAACAGGAUGUACAUGCACCCAGACUCUCCCAAUACUGGAGCUCAUUGGAUGAGACAGGAGGUGUCGUUCAGCAAGCUCAAGCUCACCAACAACAAGGGCAGCACCAACAACGUGGCACAGAUGAUAGUCCUCCAGUCGCUGCAUAAGUACCAGCCGCGUCUGCACAUCGUGGAGGUGAAGGAGGAUGGCUCAGAGGAUCCCUUCCUGUCGUCCAAAGCCCAGACCUUCGUCUUUCCAGAGACUCAGUUCAUUGCUGUCACUGCUUAUCAGAACGCAGACAUCACUCAGCUGAAAAUAGACCAUAACCCCUUCGCUAAAGGUUUCCGCGACAAUUACGACACGCUUUAUGCUCCUCCUGACUCUGAUCGCCUCACCCCUUCGCCUACAGACAGCCAGCAGGUGCUACCAGGGAGUUGCUACCCCCAAAGCUACCUCUCCGAACAGUACAUGAGCCCGCUGCCGCAGAGCCGCUUCUACGGCCGCGAGACUAUCGGUUUAGGCCAACAGCACAAAGAUGCAUCCUCCAGUCCUGGACCCCACAGCAGAUGGUACCUGCACCCCCAGCAGGGCAUGUCCUCCAACAGACUCGACUUCCCCUCCUCCUAUGAAGGGGACUUCUCUGGGAAUGGUUUUUACAAGCCGUUCCCCUUGCAGACACCCACUCACCACGCCCUCAGCUACUACCCCGACAACCCUUUUGCAUCCACCAGCGUGUCCGUUUCAGGUGCCACCUCAGCGGGCUGGAGCGCCAGCCGACCCACCCCACAGUACCUCACCAACCCCAGUAAACCCACGCCCAGUCUGGGCUGGUUCAGACCCAUAUCCUCCUCCUCUUCACCAUCGUCCUCUGCUAAGUCGCCUGGCCAGCCCAGGCUAGCUCCGCACACACACCUCGAGUCCUUGCAGACACCCAUGUUGCAGGACAAGCCCAAAGACUCUGUGGGAGUGGCGGCAGAGGACGCCUGGCUCGAACCUCCCUCCGUGAAAUCAGCAGACUCCACCGACUCGGGCCUGUUUGAGGGCAGCGUCGGGGACAACAAGAAGAGGAAGGUGUCGCCCUACACGUCCAGCACUGAAAACUCCCCACCUCCUCGCAGCAGCGAGGUCUGUGAGAAGGAUAGCAACAGUGAUGCAGACUAUUAUGGCUAUUACACCCACUGAAGACCUUCCACAUCCCCCCGGUUGCUGAAGUCUUUCCCAACACCUUCCCACACCACCCUCAUGGACACGUAUAUGUCUGUCCAGUCAGGUUACGAGAAAGGGCUGGAACAGUCUCUCUUUUUUUCUAACACGAUAAACCUCAACACGGGGAAGCCGUCCGUGUUUUUAAGUCCCAUCUCAGAAGUGUCAGGUGAUAACAGGAGGAGCUUUCAAGGAUACUGUCAGAGUGAACAGGAGUGAAUGUGACUGGGCCACAGGCCUCCAGUCGCAUGACCGACAAACAGACACACAGAGGUGUGACCGAAGUCUUUGAAACAUCUGGAGAUAUGAAAAAAAAAAAGUUCUGCAUAUCUGCUUCCUGACAGACGCCUGCGGGGAUUGUCUGUUCUUUCUGCAUCAAACACUUUCUCUGCCACUUUUGCCAUGUCUUGUCUCACCACCCAGCCAUCGAAACGUUUCCUCACAAUAUGCUGACAUUCAUUCAUUCCCCCGGAUGAUUCUGUGCAGAAAUUGCAUUUUCACCCACUCUUCUCUGCCCAAUCAGGUCCAGCAUCGCGGUGCAGCGCCCACUAGUGGCCACAGAGGAGUUUUGCAGAAUCUGUUUGAGCAGAGUAAUGUCAGUGGGGGUUGAAAGAGCUCAGCACAAGUAACCUGAAGGGGUUAAUUAGUGGCUACCGUGUGCGUGCAUCUCUGUGUUUCAGUAAAACACCAACCAGAGCAGGCUGUAGCGAGUCAGCGCCACUAAGACCAUACAACAUAUCUCACACACUUGAGGGUAAAAUAGUGAGAUAAACUGUUUGUGCUGCGUUGUGAUUUAAUCCGACACAUCAAAACACAUUUAAAACACAGAAGCCAGUGAUUCAUAAGGCCACACUGACCUCAAACUUCACUAUCAGUGUCUGAGGACACGUUUACAAGACCGCCAACAAUGAAUUGUUGAAAUCAGCUUUGAUAAUAUAAUUGUUAUCAGUUUUUAAGAAUUGUGUCAAUACUUGAAAAUCUUUGACUAUCUUUGACUUGAAAACAUAAAGUUUUACAUUAACCUCAUCGAUGUAUAAAUUCAGUUUCUGUGCACCCUAGCCAUGCCAGGGUCCGGGUUACUCUGUUGUCAUGGAAACUGAUCGGUUGUGGUUGUG
This is a messenger RNA of Cololabis saira (Pacific saury), 3217 nucleotides long. RefSeq names its product T-box transcription factor 21 (gene tbx21). The transcript has 6 exons. Gene Ontology annotation, cellular component: nucleus. The record is from RefSeq and is a predicted model, not a curated record. Gene Ontology annotation, biological process: regulation of transcription by RNA polymerase II; positive regulation of DNA-templated transcription; lymphocyte migration. Gene Ontology annotation, molecular function: DNA-binding transcription factor activity, RNA polymerase II-specific; RNA polymerase II cis-regulatory region sequence-specific DNA binding. Lineage: Eukaryota; Metazoa; Chordata; Actinopteri; Beloniformes; Belonidae. The coding region runs from base 210 to 2081 and encodes 623 amino acids.